This is a messenger RNA of Erigeron canadensis, 2069 nucleotides long. Its product is annotated as pentatricopeptide repeat-containing protein At1g09900. Gene Ontology annotation, molecular function: protein binding. Lineage: Eukaryota; Viridiplantae; Streptophyta; Magnoliopsida; Asterales; Asteraceae. The transcript has a single exon. Bases 41 to 1825 code for a protein of 594 amino acids. The record is from RefSeq and is a predicted model, not a curated record.
AUCAAACUUUAAGCUUAUAAUCCAAGUUUAUGGUCUAAAUAUGGAAUCAAUUGUGUCAAUAAAGCAAACCCAUGAAGGGUUUUGUUCAUUUCAAUGUCUACAUAGAAAACCCAUCAAGAAUUGUAAAUUUAUAGUUCAUAAUUCUGUUUCUGUAACUACUGGAAAUGAUGGGAAAGUGAAUGAGAAAAAUGGGUUUUUGAAUAGAAAAUUUAGAAGGGUGUCUGCAGUUACAAAGUCUGAAACUUUUGUUCCUAACGGGAAGCCGGUUAACGGGUCGAAAACCGCGCAGUUAAACGGGGUUAACGAGGCUAACUCGAAAAGAAAUUUUGAAGAGUUUGAGAAUAAUAACCAUCUUAGGAGAAUGAUUAGGAAUGGUGAGUUGGAAGAAGGGUUUAAGUAUUUAGAAAAUAUGGUUUAUAGAGGGGAUAUACCGGAUAUAAUUCCGUGUACGAGUUUGAUUCGAGGUUUUUGUAGAACGGGAAAGACGAGAAAAGCUACUAGGGUUAUGGAGAUACUUGAAGAGUCUGGUGCUGUGCCUGAUGUUAUUACUUAUAAUGUUUUGAUUAGUGGGUAUUGUAGGGCAGGUGAAAUAGAUAAAGCACUUAACGUUUUUGAUAAAAUGUCUGUUGCGCCUGAUGUUGUGACAUACAACACGAUUUUACGUUCUUUGUGUGAUAAAGGGAAGUUAGAAGAAGCGAUGGUUGUGUUAGCUAGACAAAUGCAGAAAGAGUGUUAUCCGGAUGUUAUUACUUACACGAUUUUGAUAGAAGCUGCAUGUAAGAUGAGUGGUGUAGGACAAGCGAUGAAGCUUUUGGAUGAGAUGAAAACGAAAGGAUGUAAGCCUGAUGUUGUUACUUAUAAUGUGCUUAUUAAUGGUUUUUGUAAAGAAGGGAGAUUAGAUGAUGCUAUUAAGUUUUUGAACAAUAUGCCGUCAAUGGGUUGUCAGCCGAAUGUUGUGACGCAUAAUAUUAUAUUGAGGAGUAUGUGUAGUAUGGGUAAAUGGAUGGAUGCCGAGAAAUUUGUGGGUGAUAUGCUUAAAAAAGGGUGUGCUCCGAGUGUGGUUACUUUUAACAUCUUGAUUAACUUUUUGUGUCGAAGAGGAUUGUUAGGACGAGCAAUUGAUAUCUUGGAAAAGAUGCCUAACCAUGGUUGUACACCGAACUCUUUAAGUUAUAACCCUUUAUUACAUGGUUUUUGCAAAGAAAAGAAAAUGGAUCGAGCGAUCGAGUAUUUGGAAGUAAUGGUUUCUCGAGGAUGUUACCCUGAUAUUGUGACUUAUAACACGCUUCUGACUGCUUUGUGUAAAGAUGGGAAAGUUGAUUUUGCUGUCGAGAUUCUUAAUCACUUAAGUUUUGAAGGGUGUUCGCCUGUUUUGAUCACUUACAAUACUGUGAUUGACGGGUUGUCAAAGAUUGGUAAAACAAGUCGAGCAAUCAUGCUAAUUGAUGAAAUGAAGCAGAAGGGGCUGCAGCCUGAUAUAAUCACUUAUUCUUCUGUUGUAAGUGGGCUAAGUAGGGAAGGAAAAGUUGAAGAAGCGAUAGAGUUUCUUCAUGAUUUAGAAGGGUUAGGUGUCAGACCAAACGUGUUAACUUACAAUGCAGUGAUGUUGGGACUUUGUAAGGCUAGAAAGACUGAUCGAGCUAUUGACUUUUUGGGAUAUAUGGUUCAAAAAGGGUGUAAGCCUACAGAAGGUACUUAUACUAUCUUGAUUGAAGGGUUGGCUCAUGAAGGAUUUGCUGAGGAAGCUUUGGAGUUGCUGAAUGAAUUGUGCUCGAGAGGUGUUGUGAAGAAACGGUCGGCCGAGCAGGUGGUGGUGAAGCUUUAAGGUUAAGACUAUCGUGAGUAGUUCUUUCGGCUUUUGGGGUCUUGUGUUUAAAUAGAAGUCUAUGUUUUCUAUGUUGUUCACUUUUAGUAUCAGGUUUAGUGAAAUAUAAUCAGUUUUGUCAUAUGUCCAGUGUUCAUGUUGUUAAUAUAGUUUGUUUUGAAGUGCAUUUUGUGACAAGACUUUUAAAGUCAAACUUGGGGUUUCAGAUAUCAAACUGAUUCUGGAUUUCCAUAAUGAUUUACCA